This is a messenger RNA of Ilyonectria robusta, 1553 nucleotides long. RefSeq names its product glutathione S-transferase. The coding region runs from base 472 to 1233 and encodes 253 amino acids. The transcript has 5 exons. Lineage: Eukaryota; Fungi; Ascomycota; Sordariomycetes; Hypocreales; Nectriaceae. The record is from RefSeq and is a predicted model, not a curated record.
AUUUUCGAUGCACCAUUGACCCUUUUCGGCGACUGGGCCAACGUGAUGACAGUCUGGUCGUAGGCAUUCCGAUUGGCUCAAGAAAAUAAACCGACCUGAAGCGAAUGAAUCGGCAGGGAUGCAAGUAAAGGACUCACUCUUGUUUGCCUAAGCUGCUUUGGAUACACCACGACCCUGUUGAGGCAAGGUCAAAACUUGAGCGACUUGCGAUUGCUUCACUCCAGUGGCAGCUGGGGCAAAAUGAAUCGUAACGUCCAGUCGAAAUGUUGUUCUGCUUGCAAGUUCGUCAUGAUGAUAGGGGAACGAAAUGCGUAUAAAUAUGAAGCAAGAACCCGCCGUCGAUAAGAACAACCAACACUUGAAAAGCAGAUUCAUCACACCUUGCGACCUCACUACUGGCUUCCGCACGACUUUGAACUUCUCGACAGCUUUUAACUCUAUCGUUUUUCCAUUAAAUCACCCGCGCCCAUCAUGAGCACAGAGGAGAACAUCACGCUCUAUUGCGAGGGCACUCCCAAUCCACUCAAGAUUUCCAUCGCGCUGGAAGAGCUGGGCUUGAAGUACAAGGUACGCGCAAUCAAGCUCUUUGAGCAUGAGCAGAAAGAGCAGUGGUACCUUGACAUCAACCCCAACGGUCGCAUCCCAGCCAUCGUCGACAAGGACGAGAACGGCCAGGAGCUCAAGAUUUGGGAAAGUGGUGCUAUCUUGCAGUAUCUCGUGGACCGGUACGACAAGGACCACAAGAUCUCGUAUCCCCACGGCACUAAAGAACAUUGGGAGAUGACGAACUGGCUCUUUUGGCAGGUGAGCGGCCUUGGGCCUAUGCAGGGACAGGCAAACCACUUUGAGAUGUCCGCGUUCGGCGACUAUCCAUACGCCCUGAAUCGCUACGUCAACGAAACACGCCGCCUCUAUCGCACCAUGGACAAGGCACUCGCCAAGAAUCCUUCAGGAUACCUCGUCGGUGACCAUCUCACUAUUGCCGACAUUGCCAUCUGGCCAUGGGCCACCGCGUACAAGUACAGUGGUCUAUCCCAAAUCGACGAGUUCCCUCACGUCAAGGAGUGGAUGUACAGGCUCCUAUCGCGUCCUGGGUUCGAGAAGGGUCGGAAUGUGCCGCAGCCUCAUAUUUACCUCCAGCUUAACAAGCUGCCGGAUGAGGAACUGAAGAAGAUUGGGAGAGAGAGGUCGGCUUGGAUUCAGGAGGCUAUGAAGCGCGAUGCUGAAGCCUGAUACGGAACAUUGUUGCGUCGGACCGGGUCUGCUGUAUGGCUAAGCUCAGCUCCGUAGUGAAAGUCUUGUUACACCUUCCCUCGGCUGUAAGGGAGCCAGGCCUGUGCUGUGGUCUCCAGCCUGGUGAUUUGCUUUCAUUGGCUUGGACCUGAUCUUUAGAUGUCGGAAGCUUGGCCUCGAACCGGCGAUUGGCGCCCACAGCCUCGGACCUGGGUGGGCUCUGGAAUUGCUUGUUCCUUGCCAGGAUAACAAGGAUCACGUUGUCCCUAUGAAGAGUAUCCGUACAGUAGAUAUUCCAAUUGACGUGCUGCGUUUGACGA